ACAUUUUAUUGUAAAUGUUAAUAAAAGACCUACCUCAUCCUCAUUCAUAAUCAACACACUCUAUAUAUAUAAACCACUAAACCCAAACUUUUUUAUCACACUAAACAAAACAAAUUCCUAGUAACAAUGGAAUCUCGUUUGCUCUUUCUCAUUGCAGUAUUAUUCUUUCUUCAAUCACUCCUUGUUGCUUCUCAGAACCUAUCAAACUCUUCAACAAUCUGCAAAACGACGCCGGAUCCAAAAUACUGCAGAUCUGUUUUCCCACACAGCCAAGGCAAUGUUCAACAAUACAGCCGUUUCUCAAUCCGCAAAUCGCUAUCGCAGUCGCGGAAGUUCAUUCGUACGGUUGAUAAAUAUUUAAAACGCAACGCUCAUAUAAGUCAACCCACCGUUAUCAGAGCUCUCCAAGACUGCCGUUUCCUCGCCGGUCUAACCAUGGAUUACCUCUUAGCGUCGUUUCAAACAGUUAACGUCACGUCAGCGAAAUCAUCCUCAUCCUUCAAAACGUUAUCGUUUACAAAGGCUGAAGAUGUCCAAACGCUUCUUUCCGCAGCUUUAACUAACGAGCAGACAUGUCUGGAGGGACUCACCACCGCCGCUUCAUCUUCCGCCACGUGGGCAGUACGAAACGGAGUUGCUUUGCCUCUAGUCAACGACACGAAGCUCUUUAGUGUUUCACUCGCUCUCUUCACUAAAGGAUGGGUCCCAAAGAAGAAGAAACGGGCCGGGCUUGAUUGGGCACACCCAAGAUACGGAUCAUCUACCCACACCAAACCAUUCCGUCUGUUCCGUAACGGAGCUCUACCGUUGAAAAUGACAGAACGAACGAAAGCCGUAUACGAAUCUCUAAGCAGGCGAAAACUCGCCGACGGAGACGACGGAAGCAUGGUGUUGGUAAGCGAUAUAGUCACCGUGAGUCAAGACGGAACCGGAACCUUUACCAAUAUCACGGCGGCCGUCGCGGCUGCUCCGAAUAACACCGACGGAAGCGGCGGGUUCUUCUUGAUUUACGUGACGGCGGGGAUCUACGAGGAAUACGUUUCUAUCGCAAAGAACAAAAAGUAUAUGAUGAUGAUCGGCGACGGCAUUAAUCAGACGGUGAUUACGGGGAAUAGAAGCGUCGUAGACGGUUGGACAACUUUCAAUUCCGCCACCUUUGCUGUGACUGCACCGAACUUCGUUGCGGUGAACAUGACUUUCCGGAACACGGCCGGACCGGAGAAGCACCAGGCGGUUGCGUUACGGAGCGGUGCAGACUUCUCAGUCUUCUAUAGUUGUAGUUUCGAGGCCUAUCAAGAUACGCUCUACACGCACUCUCUAAGACAGUUUUAUAGAGAAUGCGAUGUCUACGGAACGGUCGAUUUUAUAUUUGGAAACGCAGCUGUUGUGUUUCAGAACUGCAAUCUCUAUCCGAGAAAACCGAUGCCCAACCAGUUCAAUGCAAUCACUGCACAAGGCCGGUCUGAUCCGAACCAGAACACUGGUACAUCGAUCCAAAACUGUACGAUUAAACCAGCGGAUGAUCUUGUUCUUAGUAACUAUACGAUUGAAACGUAUUUGGGUCGACCGUGGAAGAAUUAUUCCCGGACGGUUAUCAUGCAAUCGUACAUUGAUGGUUUUGUCGAACCGGUUGGAUGGAGAGAAUGGAACGGCGAUUUUGCAUUAAGUACGUUAUACUACGCGGAGUAUAACAAUACAGGACCUGGUUCAAACACUACAGCUCGUGUUACAUGGCCCGGUUAUCACAUGAUUAAUUCGACUGAUGCAGCUAAUUUUACAGUCACUGGUUUGUUUCUUGAAGAUGAUUGGAUUUGGAAGACCGGAGUGCCUUACACCAGCGAUUUGAUUUCAUAACAGUUUUUUUUUGUUACUCUUAAUUAUUUCUUUUUAUUAAUUUGAUUUGAAUUAAGAAAACAGAUGUAUUCUUUACGUUGGAACUGUAACAAACCGAAAACCAAGCUCAACGCGAAACAAGUGUAGAGCUUUAGUAAUGCAACUGUAAACAAUUUAUGCCCAAACAUGAAAUUAGUAUCUAAGUUAAAAUU
This is a messenger RNA of Raphanus sativus (radish), 2045 nucleotides long. Its product is annotated as probable pectinesterase/pectinesterase inhibitor 7. The record is from RefSeq and is a predicted model, not a curated record. The coding region runs from base 127 to 1854 and encodes 575 amino acids. NCBI's taxonomy places the organism in Eukaryota, Viridiplantae, Streptophyta, Magnoliopsida, Brassicales, Brassicaceae. Gene Ontology annotation, molecular function: pectinesterase activity; pectinesterase inhibitor activity. The transcript is spliced from 2 exons. Gene Ontology annotation, biological process: cell wall modification.